Microthlaspi erraticum is the source of this 720-nucleotide messenger RNA. The record is from the annotation of a GenBank genome assembly. NCBI's taxonomy places the organism in Eukaryota, Viridiplantae, Streptophyta, Magnoliopsida, Brassicales, Brassicaceae.
AUGUCUUCCAAGGAGCGGCUAGGCUCGAAGCAUCAUACUCGAGUGAGCCAAGGCGUGUCAACUAAUGGAACAUCAUCAUCGAGGCACCACGAGACCAUCUCUUCAACAUCUGAUCACCGUCAUCAUCAUCAAGACCACCGGACUUCCCAUCCCGAGAUCCUAGAAAGCAAGAUUGCAGCUCGAGCUGCUGAGAUAGACCGCCUCUCUAGUGACAACCGGAAACUAACCACAAGCUACGUAGCUCUCAAGGAAGACCUAACCGUGGCUGACCGCGAAGUCCAGGGUCUAAGAGCUCACAUCAGAAAGACUGACACAGACUGCGAGAUUCAGAUCCGAGGGACCCUUGACAAAAUAGCGAAAAUCGAGGGGAUUGUCAAGAACAGAGACAAUAUCAGGAGAGAGCUCCAAUUAGCUCACAUUGAGGCUCAUAAGCUGGCGAGUGAACGUGAAGAGCUUGCUUCACAGGUGAAGUUAGCAUUAAAGGAGUUGAAGAAGGUUUGCAUUGAGGCAGAGGGUUUAGAGGAAUCGACACAAGAGCUUGAGCGGUUAAAAGACGAGCACCAGAGAUUACGGGAAGAGUUUAAGGAAGAGAAGAGCGGGAACGUAGAGAAACUUGGACAAUUGAAAGAGAUGGAAAGGAAGAUAAUCGGAGCAGUACAAACUAUUGAGAAGCUGCGAAGUGACAUCGCAACCGCAAGAAGCAAAGCAGUCGAGAAUUGA